Molecule: messenger RNA, 896 nt
Organism: Gastrolobium bilobum
Lineage: Eukaryota; Viridiplantae; Streptophyta; Magnoliopsida; Fabales; Fabaceae
Exons: 1
Coding region: 39-782 (247 amino acids)
Source: RefSeq, a predicted model, not a curated record
CUUUACCAAAGCCUCCUUUUCUUUUUCCCUAAUAGCUCAUGUGGCCACCGUGGCUGAGUUCACCUAGCCGGUUCCGCAACACGCCACCACCGUCACCAUCGCCGUCGCAUUCUCGAGCCCGCUCCUUAAGCUUCUCCUGCUCUUCUUUCAAAGACAUUCAGAGCCUCCUUCAGGACAAACCCGAACCCGAACCCGCCUCCCUCAAAUCUCCUUCCCUCUUCCGUCGCGUUCGGAUCUCCACCGCCGUCCUCCGCGCCUUGGGUGGCUCCCGCGUCUCCGUACAACCGCCUCACGCCGCCGCAUUGCCGCCGGGCCUCGACCAGGGCGUCGUCGUCUACUACACCAGCCUCCGCGUGGUUCGCCGGACCUUCGACGACUGCAGAACCGUCCGAUCGAUCCUCCGAGGGUUCCGUGUCGCCGUCGACGAGCGAGAUGUGUCCAUGGACGACCGGUUCCGCGACGAGCUGCAAGGGAUCCUCGGUCGCCGGAACGUGACGCUGCCAAGGGUGUUCGUCGGCGGCACUUACGUCGGCGGUGCCGACGAUGUUAGGCAGCUCCACGAGAGCGGCGAACUGCAGCAGCUGAUUGAGCGGUUGCCGAAGUCGAAUCAGAACGGUUGCGAAUACUGUGGAGGGUUUAGAUUCGUGGUGUGUGACGAGUGUAAUGGAAGUCAUAAGGUGUUCACGGAGAAGAGCGGGUUCAGGAGCUGUUCCUCUUGCAACUCCAACGGCUUGAUCAGAUGCCCUGCAUGUUUCUUUGUGGUCCCGCGUCACACCAGAUAGUUACUCUCUCAGUUAGUUACAGCUCACAAACCACUCAGCGAACAAGGAAAAAAGAAUAAGGGAUACAUUAAUCAUUUUUGUUGAUAAAUAAAAUAAGUUUAAUAUGUUAUAUAG